AUGGUAGUAAUCCCAUCGGUAAGCCCAUGUUUCGCAGUACGCCGCGCUUAUGGCGCUGCACACGACGCCAUGAUGUUGGCAUCGUCAGCGCCCACGGCGCCCAGCCUUCUGCCUCCGAACAGUCAGCCGUCAGCAGCCACGUCCGCCCGUGGUACCACCGACGACUGCUCUUCGUCAACAUCUCCUACGAACACCUCUGCAUCAGAUGGAUCAUCCAUGGAUAUUUUAUCAAAUCUCAUGAGCACAGUUACCAAUCAGGUUCCAGGGAAUUCCCUCGUAAAACAGUCCUAUCCAUGUACAUUUCAAUUCUGUGUCAUUUGCCAAAAAGAUGUACACUCCUCAAAACUUCCAUGCCACAUUCGUCAGUGUCACGUGGCGAAGCCAAUGUUCCAGUGCCCAGCAUGCGAUUUCACAUCGACAUACUCAAAGAACAAUGUAAAAAGUCACAUGGUCUCACUCCAUGGAAUGGCUGGCGACCCAAUAAGUUAUAUGGACCAAUAUGCCGGACAAGUGGAGGAGUUCAUGAAGCUCUGUUUCCCAAAUGUGCGUGGACGAGGACGGCCAAUGCAAGGAAGGUCAUCUCCUCCAAAAUCACCAACCAGUCCACCACAUGGAGGCAGACGAGGCAGUGUGGCAUCAACCAUCCCAUCCCGAAGGCAUACAGUAUCCCAAAGUGAAUUGUUGGCAACCAUCCAGGCUCAGCAACAGCAGCAAGCCGCUUUCCAGUCACUACGGAACUUUAGAUUCAACCCUCUCCAGUCAAUUUUCCCGACAGUGUUGGCCGCAAACAACAACAAUAACUCAGUGCUUUCGGCCAACAAGCAUGCUGUUAACAAUUUCAUGAUCAAGCCAGAGGAAAAAGAUGUUCCCACGAUGCCAAUCGAAGACAUCAAGAACAUUAUCACUUCGACAACGUCCCCAACACCAAGUGUCGUGUCAUUCGGAGGUGGAAUCAUCCAACCAAUCAAGCCAGGAGAGAAUGCUCAACCCAAGUACUUGAGCACAGGUUUUGAUUGGCCAGUGUUGAAUGAUCUUCAAAUGAAGGGAACUAUUUUCAACGAUUGUCGUAUUAAUAUGGAGUUGUAUGCUGAAAAUAUUGCCAGGAAAAUCGAGGCAAACGAGGUUUAUUCCACUUUCAUUAUGAGUGAUGAUAUGCGGGUUACUGUAGAAGAAGUACGGUCACGAGUCAGUGUUCAACUUUUUGAAGUGAUGUUUGCCAUCCAUAGAAUGGAUGUAAAGUGUCUGGACCUGAACUUAGUGAACCUUCUUAUCGAAAUUUCCCCAACCAACAGUGACGCUCAAUUGCUUCGAAAAAUGGAGAGCUCCAAAAUGGAUCCGAAUGAGGAGUUUUUGUUGGGCCUUACAAAGAUAGAUCACAUUGAGGAGAAGCUGGAAACCAUGAAGCAUGUUCACAUGUUCCCAGAACAAAUGGAAACACUUAAGGAUACCAUCAUCAAGUUUGAAGUCGCUGUCAAGGUUCUCUGUGAGAGUAGAGCACUUCGAAAUGUGAUGCAACUCGUUUUGGCGAUUCUCAAUAUCGGAUUCUUUGAUGAUCGUCAGUGCCUAUCCAUCAAUGGAUUUCCAGUCUCUCAUAUUAUGCAAAUCAUUCAAUCUAAUACUCCAUCUGGCCAAUCUGUACAAUCGAUUCUUGUCACGAUUCUCAAGGAUGAAAUCAAUUUGGAUUUGGAUGAAUUGUUUGGUAUCAUCGAUGUGCUUGAAAAGAUUGAAGAUGAAGACUACAACGGCAUCGUAGAAGAAUUGACAGUGUUGGAUGAUAAAACAGUGAGAGCUGAGAAAGAGAUGGAGCACAGUGGAUCCAAUAUUUCAUUGAGUGAAUUUGUGGAAAAUUCAAAAAAUCUUUCAAAAGCUACAUGGGAUUCAUUGAAUUCUUUGAAGACAAACAUCCAAAAACUGACUGCCUACCUUGGCAAUCCUCUACCACGACAUCAAAACCUCAACCCCCAUGAGCCUUUCAACAGUGUGCUCCAUCUUCUUCGUUCCCUAAAAACUGCCAUCGAGCUCAACGAAACUUCCGAAGAACAACACAUUAAUGUGAUGUCUCCUUAA
Caenorhabditis briggsae is the source of this 2067-nucleotide messenger RNA. RefSeq names its product Protein CBR-FOZI-1 (gene Cbr-fozi-1). Gene Ontology annotation, biological process: cortical actin cytoskeleton organization; regulation of cell shape; cell migration. Gene Ontology annotation, cellular component: cytosol. The transcript has 7 exons. Bases 1 to 2067 code for a protein of 688 amino acids. NCBI's taxonomy places the organism in Eukaryota, Metazoa, Nematoda, Chromadorea, Rhabditida, Rhabditidae. The record is from RefSeq and is a predicted model, not a curated record. Gene Ontology annotation, molecular function: actin filament binding.